CAUUUUCAAAAUUUUAUUUAUUUUAAAUAUUUUAAAUUAUUUUAAAAAUUUUAAAUUAUUUUAAAUAUUUUUAAAUUUUUCAAAAUUUCCAAAUCUCGCUCCCUCUCCCCUAAUCUCCCUCCCUUUACUCUAAUACUACUCCUACUAUAAUAACAUAAAACAGAUUAGUAUGUGUUGAGUAUGGGCGGUGGUAAGUCACAGAAGGGCGGGAAGCAUGGUACCAUAGGUCGUACGUUAGCUCAUGACAUUCUAUACCGUCAGCAGUCGCAAUCUCUCAAUAGUAUUCUCGUUAGAAAAGAGAAUUCUGUGUAUGAGAGGAAUGAUUUGGACGAGUAUAUCAUUGGGAAACUGAACAAUUUGGAGCAAUUCCUGAGUAACAGAAAAGUGCUCAGGGAAGUUAAAAACACAUCCCUGACAUCGGAGUUACUCAGUUGUAUACAGAAUAGUAUCCAAAAUAGUUUACAAAGUGAUGAAAAUGAGUUCCCGGAGAUCCCCGUGCCCCGGAGGAUAUACCACUUCACAACACAGGAAAAGGUACUGAUAACAAAGUUAAAUAGAGAAAGAGAGAAGAAUAACAGUAGAAAAUACUUUAAAAGGAGAAAUAAGAAGAUCGUAGACCAGUUCAUGCACGGGCAUUUGGUCAAAUCUGUACACACCCCGAGGCGUAUCAUUAAUAGAAAUAACUCCGUAAAUAGUUUGAGUUCUCCUGCAGGGGUUAAUUUUACCCUAAAUUCACAACACUCUGAAGAUAGUGUAGGGGAUGUGGAAACGCCACUGAGAGAUGAUUCCACAGAAGACACUGAAGACACUGUAGACAGUACCAUGGAUACUCCUAGCAAUACAAGGGAUAGUGUAGGAUCUGGAGAAGAUGUGGACAGUACAGAUCCCGUGGAACCUAACCCCGUAACGGAAGACGCCGUAACGGAAACCCCGGUAACUUCAUAUAUAAACUACGUAAUAUCCGAGAGUAAGAGGAUAAGAAUAGAGAAUUUGAGUGUGGAGGAGUGGGACCGGAUAGAGUUGCGUAACUUUUACAAGUGGCGCAGUAUUUUGAGUGAGGUUGAACUCCGUGAAAAAAGUACAAUGACGCCGUAUGAGAAGAACUUGGAGUUCUGGCGUCAGCUGUGGCGCGUGAUUGAGCGGAGUCACCUGGUGCUAAUCAUCCUAGACGCAAGAGACCCGCUCUUCUUCAGAGUCAAAGACCUCGAAAAUUAUAUCAAACAAAUCAAUCAACAUAAACACUUUAUAUUGGUACUGAAUAAGGCCGAUUUCUUAACUGAGGACUUAAGGACCAAGUGGGCUCACUACUUCAAAUCACAAGGCGUUGAUUACCUGUUCUUUUCUACCCUAAAUUCAAAUUCCAACACUGUCAACAGUGUCAACAGUGUCAGUAGUGUCAACACCUGUUCCAUAACUGAGUACCCCGAUUUGGACAGUAGGAUAUAUAAUGUUGAGUUAUUAUUGGAGAGGAUAAAGUAUUAUAAGAGAGUGAGUGUUGACGUGGAAGAGAAGUACGUGGUUGGGUUUGUGGGAUAUCCGAACGUUGGCAAGAGUUCACUGAUAAACUGUUUAAUGGAGAGUACCAGGACAUGUGUAGGAACACAACCUGGGAAAACUAAACACAUUCAAACACUACCACUCAAGAAUUCUGACAUUAUCCUAUGCGACUGUCCAGGAUUGAUAUUCCCGAAUUUGGUGUCUACAAAGUAUCAUUUGCUGAUUAAUAGUAUUAUCUCCACGGCACAUUUCAAGGGUGACAUGACUGUGGCUGUGCAGUUGAUAUGUAAUUUAAUACCGCACCAAGUCUGUAAACGAUACGACAUUGACAUCAAUCAGUGUCUCAUCACUCUGAAACAUACUAACACUACGUCCAAUAGUGUGAAUAAUACUAACACUACUUCCAAUAGUGUGAAUAACACUAACACUACGUCCAAAAGUGUGAAUGCUGACGGAAUGAGUGAAGGGGUGAGAGUAUUGUACAGUGUGAAGGUAUUGGAGGAGUUGUGUAAGAAUAGGAAUUACAUUUCAGCCGGUAAAGGUGGUCAACUAGACCACACCAGAGCAGCCAAACUCAUCAUCAACGAUUUCACUCAAGGGCAUUUACUAUACUGCAAACUACCUCCCACCAACACUAGCUAUACACUGAGUAAUAGUAUUGACAGUGUAGAAAGUGGGAACAGUGUAGAAAAUGGGAAUAGUGUUGAAAGUUCUGAGGGUUUGGUGGAUGUAAUGGAGAAGAUGAGGAUUAAGACUUUGGGCGAGUCUAAACAGGAUGAGGAUAAUGUUAAUAAAUGGCUAAAACAACAGAUACACAAGGAGGAUAAAGUGAGAAUAACAAAGAGGAAGAUGCGAUUUUUAAUCAAGGGGAAGAGAAAGAACCCCUCAUAAUCUCCCCAAAAACAUCUAAUCUA
Molecule: messenger RNA, 2411 nt
Organism: Theileria parva strain Muguga
Lineage: Eukaryota; Apicomplexa; Aconoidasida; Piroplasmida; Theileriidae
Gene: lsg1
Product: 50S ribosome-binding GTPase family protein
Exons: 6
Coding region: 181-2388 (735 amino acids)
Cellular component (GO): cytosol
Molecular function (GO): GTP binding; GTPase activity
Source: RefSeq, a predicted model, not a curated record